GUGUAACUACUACCAUCGUCGUCUCCGCGAGUUCUUCUCUGCGUUUAAGCCAUAGAUAACAAACCAAACUAAAAAAAAAAAGUUUCUCCUUUUAUCAUUCCUUCUCUUCCCUUGUAUAGGUGUGAUCCUCUUCAAGGGGAUUUCUCUGGCGGGUCAUACAUUCGCACCGAUCAAAGUCGGAUUGGUCUUUCUUAACGCAAUCUUGACCCGAUUCAAAAAAUUUCUGGGUUUGUUAGUGAAUAGAUAAGAAGAUAAAUGGGAGCUCCGUUAGUGUGCCACGGGCAUUCUCGUCCCGUCGUCGAUGUGGCUUAUAGUCCGGUGACUCCAGAUGGGUUCUUUCUCAUUAGCGCCAGCAAAGAUUCGAAUCCGAUGUUGAGGAAUGGAGAGACUGGUGACUGGAUUGGGACUUUUGAAGGACAUAAGGGAGCAGUUUGGAGUUGCAGCCUUGAUAAAAAUGCUAUUCGUGCUGCCUCAGCUUCUGCUGAUUUCACUGCGAAAAUAUGGAAUGCAUUGACAGGAGAUGAAUUGCACUCCUUUGAACACAAGCACAUUGUUCGUGCAUGUGCCUUUUCUGAGGACACUCACCGUUUACUCACUGGUGGAAUGGAGAAAAUACUUCGGAUAUUCGAUUUGAAUCGGCCAGACGCACCUCCAAAAGAAGUCGGGAAUUCCCCUGGUUCAAUUAGAACUGUCGAAUGGCUUCAUAGUGAUAAUACAAUCUUAAGCUCUUGCACAGAUACCGGUGACAUUAGGUUAUGGGACAUAAGAAGUGACAAGAUUGUUCAUACAUUAGAAACAAAGUCCCCAGUUACUAGUGCUGAAGUAAGUCAGGAUGGGCGAUACAUCACUACUGCUGAUGGAUCUAGUGUUAAGUUUUGGGACGCUAAAAAUUUUGGAUUGCUGAAGAGCUAUGACAUGCCUUGCAAUGUUGAAUCGGCAUCGUUGGAACCGAAACACGGUAACACUUUCAUUGCUGGAGGAGAAGAUAUGUGGGUGCACAGGUUUGAUUUCCAGACUGGAGAAGAGAUUGGUAAGUUUCUUUUAAAAAAGAAUGAAGUUUUCAUUUUAGGAACCUGUGUGUAUCCUUUAAAGCCAAUGUGGUGAAUGUAGGGUGUAACAAGGGUCAUCACGGGCCAGUGCACUGCGUGAGGUAUGCGCCAGGAGGGGAGUCAUACACCUCAGGCUCAGAAGACGGAACGGUCAGAAUAUGGGUGGUGGGUUCGGUAAACCAUCCUGAGGAGAGCAAUCUAAGCGGCCACGUGAAGCUUGUGGCAGAGGAGGUUGUGCGUAAAGCUGAAAGUCUCCGUAUCAGUGAGAAAGCCGCAGAAGCUAAAUGAAACACCAUCGUUAGCUUAUGAUAUCACAUAGAUUCAUAGUUGUUUUUGCAUCAUUAUAAGAUGUGACAAAGGGGUUUUGCCUUUUAAAAGUCUCUCAGACCGAAUAAAACGAAAUAAUCUUCAACUAUACUUGAGUGAAUAGUGAAUCUAAUCCAAAUUUUGACAAG
Molecule: messenger RNA, 1504 nt
Organism: Arabidopsis thaliana (thale cress)
Lineage: Eukaryota; Viridiplantae; Streptophyta; Magnoliopsida; Brassicales; Brassicaceae
Product: Transducin/WD40 repeat-like superfamily protein
Exons: 7
Coding region: 256-1104 (282 amino acids)
Biological process (GO): RNA processing; negative regulation of signal transduction; regulation of cellular response to transforming growth factor beta stimulus
Source: RefSeq, marked reviewed